This is a messenger RNA of Danio aesculapii, 2263 nucleotides long. It is a transcript of the gene ticam1, whose product is annotated as TIR domain containing adaptor molecule 1. Gene Ontology annotation, biological process: response to exogenous dsRNA; lipopolysaccharide-mediated signaling pathway; positive regulation of natural killer cell activation. Gene Ontology annotation, molecular function: protein kinase binding. NCBI's taxonomy places the organism in Eukaryota, Metazoa, Chordata, Actinopteri, Cypriniformes, Danionidae. The record is from RefSeq and is a predicted model, not a curated record.
UUUUCAACCUCAUGACGUCUACAGUGUUUACUGUCUUCCGCAUUACCACUGGACUGCUCGAUGAAAGCCACAAGAAAGUCACAUUCUCCGUUUCUUGUGUGAGGACGUGAAUGAUUGGGUCAGUGUACAAGUUCCUGAUUUUGAAUCAAUGCAGAACUAUUACAAAGGAUCCCCAGAUAUGGCUUUGAUAUGUCAUAUACGAGCACAUAUUCGCAUGUGAUCACCUAAAUUUGUGAAAACAAUGGCAGAACGUGGAAUGAAGCCUUUAGAGGGAGGAUGUCCGAAUCUCGGCAAGGUCUUUGAGAUCCUGUCCCAAGCUCCGCAAGAGCGCCUGUUCAGCCUGACGUACAAAAUGGGCCGCAAACCGACUGAGGAACUGAUUCAUGCCAUUUGUUUGAUUUUCCUGAAGAAACACGAAGCAGCACAUGCUAAGCUAACAGCUAUCAAGGAUAGCAGUGUUGGAAACUGCUUGGCGGAAAUGAUCAAAACACAUGGAGAGCAUUUGAACUGUAGCCACAUUAGUGGUUUUAUGCCAACGGAUGUCAAUUCGUUGUUGGUUAUCGCAAGAAUUUUCGCCAUUUUGGUGCAGGAGAAUUUGUGCGACAAGUCGCAACGAGAUAAAGCAUACUGCACAGCACUUGAAUCAUACAGAACGGCUGGUUUGCCAUGUCAAAGAGAUGUCGAAGAGGAAGUUAAGCAAGUCUGCGGACCUGACGUUAUCAGUACUUCAAACUCAGAACUUUCUACAGAAACAUGCAAUCUUAAUUCUCUCAAGGUAUCAGACACAAACAUCCAUCCACUACCUUCGACAUCAAGUUCAGGUGAUAGUUCAUAUCAUCUUGAAAUUAGCUCACCUACGGCUUCAGAAGGCAAUAUCGAAGAAUCAAAGCCGAUGAGCCUCCACACGCCAACAGAAUUCAAAAGUCAAAACAACUUACAAAGUUGUCAUGAGAAAUCAACAAAUAUUUACGGAAACAGCCAAGCACAGACUGCAGAAUUCAAUGGCACAACCAAGUCGAAUCGGUGUCUCCAUGACAACACCACCUCACAAUUUCUGACGUCCAAAAACACUCAUUUUUUAUCCAGCCCAAAUGAUGGCGCCAAACCCAAAGCUCAACCCGAUCGCAAACCACCAACUCAACCUAACAGUUUUCACCCUACAGUCUCAAGUGAUGUGGAUGACUUUUACGCAUUCGUGAUCCUACACGAAGCCGAAGAUGCUGACGAAGCACAAAGAUUAAGGGACAAACUUGAGGGAAUCAUUUCCGCAAAUGGCGCAACAUUCUCCGAAGACUUCGCCCAAGCUGGAAAAUCAACGUUAAGAUGUAUCGAGGACGCCAUCGAAAAUUCUGCGUUCGCGUUACUACUGCUCACCCAGAACUUCAAAUCAAACCAAAGCAUGACGACCACAGAUUCUGCCAUCAUAAAUUCGCUGGAAAACCACCACAAACUGAACUCUGUUAUUCCACUGCUGCCUUGCAAGAAUCGAUUGUCGCAUAAUAAUUUACCAUUGGUGCUUAAGACAAAAGUGGCUCUUGAUGAAAAAACCAGAACAUUCGAACGCAACGCCUCGAAGGCCAUUUCCCGGGAUGCUGUAGAAAAUCAAAGGAGAAUUUGGAUGAAAAAUCUGCGACUUAAGAAGCUACAAGAGGAAAACAAGAAACAACAGGAGGAGAACGUCGUAAAUGCAAACUUUCGACUAGAGCUGGAAAAAUCAGCGCGACUGAAACGAGAAAGUGGAACUCCGCAUAAUAACAUAUUUUAUUCAUCAUCUGCUCCACCUCCGUCAUGUGGACCGAUGCUUCAACAACAUGAUCCGUGGCUGCAGAAACCAUCAUACAUCCAUAUUGAGAAUGCACAGAACAUUAUGAUCGGAAAUCAUUCAACGAUGAAUAUUGAGCACACCAAAAGCUCAGCCGAAGAGUCGUAAACCUGCACGAUUUUUUAAAACUUUGUGAGAAAUCACACGCAUCUCUGUGACAGAAGUGUUGUUUUAGCCAAUCAGGACACACUAUGAGUGUCAAUCAUUUUAAUGCUGAGAUCCGAUUGGCUGAUGUGUUUUGGGGGCGGAGUUUGGGAGAGGUCUUAAUAUUAAAAUCAACUACAGUUUUAAUUUGACCUAAUACUAAUGUGUUUCAGUCAUUUGUCAGUCAAUGUUAUUUCAGUCCAUGUUCAACAUGGACGGGUUAAUUACAAUCAUUAACAAAUUGUCUAUAUUUUUAAGUAAAGGAUUUUAAUAAAUGAAGAAAAUGAUGAUACUUUA